Messenger RNA from Octodon degus (degu), 1158 nucleotides. It is a transcript of the gene Abhd11, whose product is annotated as abhydrolase domain containing 11. The coding region runs from base 75 to 998 and encodes 307 amino acids. Gene Ontology annotation, cellular component: mitochondrion. The transcript has 6 exons. Lineage: Eukaryota; Metazoa; Chordata; Mammalia; Rodentia; Octodontidae. The record is from RefSeq and is a predicted model, not a curated record.
CGGGGCUCCUCGCUAGCGUGGGAGGUGGAGCAUGCGCUGGACGUCGAGGUGCGCGUUGGACGCCGGUCGUAGCUAUGCUCCGCUCGGCGCGCGCCUGCAAAGCCUUUGACGGAGCGCUAAGGCUCUGCAGGCCCAGAUCCUCGAGGAUACCCAAAGCGCUCCGGAGCAGUAGCGGCAGUGGCCAAGGGAACACCGAGCCGAGGCCGCUACCGCUAUCCUACAAGCUUUUGGAUGGAGAAGCGUCCCUCCCGGCCAUCGUUCUCCUGCACGGACUCUUCGGCAGCAAAACCAACUUUAACUCCAUCGCCAAGGCCUUGGCCCAGCAAACUGGCCGGAGGGUGCUGACCGUAGAUGCUCGGAACCAUGGUGACAGCCCCCACAGUCCAGAUGUGAGCUAUGAGGCCAUGAGCCAGGACCUGCAGGACCUCCUGCCCCAGCUCGGCCUGGCAUCCUGCGUCUUCAUCGGCCACAGCAUGGGCGGAAAGACAGCCAUGUUGUUGGCCCUGCAGAGGCCCGAGUUGGUGGACCGUCUGAUGCCUGUGGACAUCAGCCCAGUGACACACACCUCCUUGUCACAUUUCUCCACCUAUGUGGCAGCCAUGAAAGCUGUGGACAUCCCAGAUGAGCUGCCCCGCUCCCGUGCCCGGGAACUGGCUGACGUGCAGCUCAGCCACAUGAUCCAGAAUGUGGCUGUGCGGCAGUUCCUGCUUACCAACCUGGUGGAGGUCAAGGAGCGCUUUGGUUGGAGAGUGAACUUAGACGCCUUGGCCCAGCACAUGGACAAGAUCUUGGCCUUCCCGCAGCGACAGGAAUCCUACUCUGGCCCAACCCUCUUUCUCCUUGGUGGAGACUCUGCAUUCGUGCAACCCAGCCACCACCCUGAAAUGAAGCGGCUGUUCCCUCGGGCACAGAUGCAGACCGUGCCUAAUGCAGGUCACUGGGUCCAUGCUGACCGCCCACAGGACUUCAUGGCUGCAGUGAAAGGCUUCUUGGCUUGAAAGUUGCCCCUUCAAGAGGGGCCAGGAGACCCUGGGCUUCCUGUCCCUGCAUCCGGUUUCAUCUCACCACACUGAAGGACUCAGGCAGGCCCUGAGUGGGCAUCCAUGUGCAGAGACAGUCAGACCUCCUGCUUUAAUGAAUAAAGACAGUGCCUCUGAA